GAUCUGUGCCAUUCUCACUGUGAUGAGUCCAUUAUCCAGGAUAAGAUCACAACCAUUAUCAACUGCUUUAUCAAUUCUGCCAUUCCACCUGCUCUUCAGAUCGACAUACCUCACGAUCAAGCCCAAAAAAUCAUUGAACACAGGAAAGAACUAGGCCCAUAUAUAUUUAGAGAAGCACAGAUGACUAUUUUUGCACUUCUCUUUAAAUUUUGGCCAAUGUUUUGUGAAUUCCGAGGUAAUUUGAAGGAUGAAGCUAUUUUUCCUUGCUUGGAAAGAGAAAAGAAGAUUCAGAAAUUAAAAAAAGCAAAAGAAUUAGAAGUGAAGGGACAAAGGAAGAAAAGUUCUGUUCCUGGGAAAAUAGUUUCACCUACUGAGUCAAAACUGAGUAUGGCUGAAUUUUCACCAUCCGCAAGCUAUUCUGGAUUGGGCCGAGAGUUUUUCUGGUCUUAUUCAAAGUACAUAGAAGCUCUUGAACAAGAAAGGAUUCUCCUACAGGUUCAAGAAGAUUUAGAGAAAAAAGCAGUUGCAGCAUCUGCUUAUUCAGGGCUCUCAUCUUUCCUCGCUAUGAAAAGUGAUAUGGCCAUAAGCUCCGAAAAAUCUAUGACCCCAUCAACUUUCAACACAGCUUUUGUGAGGCAACGUUCAUUCCUAUCUAAAGAUAAUGCAAGCAUGGUCUAUUAUGCCCCUAACUGUAACUAA
Molecule: messenger RNA, 699 nt
Organism: Thamnophis sirtalis
Lineage: Eukaryota; Metazoa; Chordata; Lepidosauria; Squamata; Natricidae
Source: RefSeq, a predicted model, not a curated record